Phragmites australis (common reed) is the source of this 1427-nucleotide messenger RNA. RefSeq lists its product as uncharacterized. The transcript is spliced from 2 exons. Gene Ontology annotation, molecular function: DNA binding. Lineage: Eukaryota; Viridiplantae; Streptophyta; Magnoliopsida; Poales; Poaceae. The record is from RefSeq and is a predicted model, not a curated record. The coding region runs from base 266 to 1225 and encodes 319 amino acids.
UGUCUUCCUUGGGGGCGUGCGUGUUCGGGGGGCGUCGGGUGAAGGGGAACGAAGAGGGCUGUGAUUAGUCAGGGAGCUUCAGCAUCCUUCCACGGAGCGCGCCGCCCGCCUCGAAGGGAUCCUCCUCUUGUCCUCUUCGUCGUCGUCGUCGUCGUCCUCCACUCGACUGCACUGCCGUGGAGCGGAGGGAGAUCCAUCCGGACUUGGAUUGGUUGCUUCUUUUUGUCGGCUGUUUACAGUUUAUCUAGUGGCGCAAUAGAAGACCAUGGAGGGAGCUCAUGGCAUGCAAAAGUCAGAAACUGCAUCCGUCAUCAAAGUUGCCAAAGAGCCUGCCAUCAUUAUCAAUGGCGUUCCAGACUUGCCUCCUGAUUGCACAUCUAUUACACAACCUGAGGUAAAAAAUGAUGUUGAAUCUCAAGUUGAUCCCCAUUUUGGUGAGUGGUUAGAAGGGAGGAAAGUGAGGAAGCUUUUCGGAGACACCUAUUACAUAGGGAAAGUGGUCAAGUAUGACAAUGAAAGCAACUGGUAUAAUAUUGUCUACGACGAUGGAGACCAGGAAGAUCUUGAGUGGUGCGAACUUGAAGAGGUCCUGCUGCCAUUGGACAUAACCAUUCCACUCAAAACACUUGUUAUGGACAAAUGCAAACUUCAGGGGACAGUUACUGAGUACAGACCUAAGGUGGGCAGAGGCAGAGGCAGACCAAGGAAGGUUUAUGGUACAUUGGAUGGCAAUGCCAAGAAAACAUCAAAUAUAGUUCCAAUACCCCAAGGAAACAAUGUUGGGAGCAAUCAGAUGUUGAUGGUUGAAUUGGAAAAUGGUCAAGGCCAACAGUCAAAAAACGUGCAAGGGUUACUUCCAGCAUCCAUACCCAAUGAUGCAACGAGUGGUCAGUUAGUGACUGUCACAGCAGAAGGAAAUGCUCGAGCAUGCUUGCAGGGUAGUAAUCAACCUAGAAAGAGGGGCAGGCCUCGAAAAGAUAGAACUAUACCUGCUGAUUAUCAACCUAAAAGAAGAGGAAGGCCUCCUAAAAACAGGAGUGCAUCUGGAAAUUCUCAGAGUGCAGAAAACACACCGGGUUCUCUGGCACUUGUGCCAGCGCAAAAUGAUACGCAAGAAUCUUCCCGAAGAGAGAAUAGUAACCUUAAGUGCAGUACAAUGACAGCUCGGGCAGAAAAACUAAAAAGAGAAAAUUUGCGUGUUCAAGGCACACCAUCUGGAACUUGAUUAUCCUGAAAUGCAGUCUCACUUCUCCAAUAUAUCUGUAAGCAUUUCAAAAUCCAUGUGUGGUGGUAGCAUCUGACUUUCAACACGUACUUUGUACAACCCGGCGUAUAACAAAACUUGUGAAGCUAAAUAUGCUAUACUAAUGCUAUUGUAUUCUUUCCUAUACAAGUAUGUUUGCAAUCUGUUCGGAAUUUCUCUGUUA